This is a messenger RNA of Lucilia sericata (common green bottle fly), 2137 nucleotides long. Its product is annotated as UNC93-like protein MFSD11. The record is from RefSeq and is a predicted model, not a curated record. Lineage: Eukaryota; Metazoa; Arthropoda; Insecta; Diptera; Calliphoridae. The annotation marks the transcript as partial. The transcript has 4 exons.
AAAACUUUGUUAGUAAGUAUCAAUAAAGAUGAUCCCAGUUUUAAAGGAGAUGGCUACAUCAGUUUGGCCGUGAUUUAUGCUUCCUUUGCUUUAUGCAAUUGGUUUGCACCCUCCUUUAUAGCCUUCACCGGGCCGCGUACAGCCAUGCUAGUGGGAGCAUUAACAUAUACAUUCUUUAUGGUAACAUUUCUGUUUCCCACCACUUGGCUGUUGUAUGUUUCGAGUGCUUUACUGGGUGCAGGGGCCGCUAUUACUUGGACUGGCCAGGGCACCUUUUUGGCACGUUGCAGUGAUUCAGGCAAUAUAUCACGUAAUUCUGGCAUUUUUUGGGCAUUGCUUCAGUGCAGCAUGUUCUUUGGCAAUCUAUUUGUUUACUAUCAAUUCCAAAAUAAGGAUCACAUUGACGAACAAACUCGCAGUUUAGUUAUUGGUGUUUUAAUAGCUGUGGCCGUUUUGGGUGUUAUAUUUUUGGCUACACUCCGUUCGGUGCCGGAUAAUUCACAUAUGGAUACGGAAUUGCAACAUCCACAAUCGCCAUAUGAUCGUUCAAAGGUCGCUUUAGUUUCGGCUGGUAAAUUGUUUUUAACACGGGAUAUGCUGAUGUUGAGUAUGGCGUUUUUGUAUACAGGUUUUGAACUUUCUUUCUUUAGCGGAGUUUAUGGACCUUCUAUCGGUUUUACUCAAAAAAUCUCGGAUACACCUAAAGAAAUUAUGGGAUUGGCAGGUAUUUGCAUAGGUGUAGGCGAAGUCUUCGGAGGCAGUCUUUUUGGUAUUUUGGCCUCGAAAACUACACGCUUCGGACGUGAUCCCAUCGUCAUAGUCGGCUAUGUUAUACAUAUGAUAGCUUUUCUUUUAAUAUUCUUAAAUUUACCCGAUGCUGCUCCUUUCAAUGACACCAAUGAUAUGUCUUAUUUUGAUCCACCUCAAGUAUGGAUUGCUUUAGUGUGUGCCUUGAUGUUGGGUUUCGGUGAUGCCUGUUUUAAUACUCAAAUCUAUUCAAUGCUAGGUGGAGUAUUUGUUAAGAAUUCAGUGGGAGCAUUUGCUUUGUUUAAAUUUACUCAGUCGGUGGCUGCUGCCAUAAGCUUCUUUUAUUCUUCACAUUUGGGUUUAAGGGCUCAAUUGGGUAUUUUGGUCGUGACUGGCACUAUAGGUGCGGCCUGCUUCUGUAUUGUUGAAUGGCGUGCCAAGAGACGGGCUCGCGAAGAGUCUCAAGAUGUUUCAGAAGUUUCUGAAUCAAUUUCCGAUUAUCAUAAAUAAAUCAAAAUCUUUGACUUACUAUUAUAUAUACUACAUACAACAUACAUAUAUGGACUUUAAAAAAUUCCACCUACAAAUAUGAUGAUGAGAUGCUUAAACAUUCCAACAUGUUUUUUGUGCGUAUGUGUGCAAUAUUUUUUUAUAAUUAUUAUCAUUUUCAAACGACAUUUGUAUAAUAGAACGAAAUGAAAAAGAAAUUGUGUCAAUUUGCAGUUAAUGAUUGUUGCUGUUGUAAGAAAAAAACAGAUAAAAAAUAGCAACGAACGAAAAAUUAUGAAAAUGAAAUCAUAGAAAUUGUUCCUUUUUUACAGUUAUUGUUUUGUUAAAGUUUUUCUCUCUAAAUAGUCUUCCGAGACAAUAAUUAGUACAUUUAAUGCCAAGAAAUAUGUAAUAAAAACAAAACAAAUAUUAAACAAUAUAAUGAAAUUACAAAAUAAAUAUUUACAAAUUACAAACAAUAAUAAAUAGCGAUAAAUAAACUAAACAUACAAACAUAUGUAUUUUGAUGUAUACUUAAUUGUAUUUUUUUAUUAAAAACAUUAUGUUAAAUUUGCAUAUUUUAGAAUUUUUUUUUAUAAAUUUACAAACAAGAAUAUUUAUGCAUAUUAAGCAUAUAAAUAAUAUACAUACAUUUACAUACAUACAUAUAUUUUUAGUGAAUUGAAUUAUUUUUUAUUUUAUUUCUACGUUUGUAUUAAAAAAAAAUUGUUGAACAAAAUUAUGAAUGUAUAAUAAUUGUUGUAUUCCUUUUAGUUAUAAGUUUAAAAAUAAAAAAAAUUAUAUAUUUAUAUUAUUAUUACGAUUAUUAUUGAUGUGGUAAUUCAAAAUUACAAAAAAAAAAAAAAAAAACAUAACAAAAUGAAAAUUUAUUAUAAAUAAA